UUUGUGGUCAUCUUGUUUGUCCCUUUGUGUUUUUUGAGGCUGAGGGCCUUUUCAUACAGCAGUGGGAGGAAAACAGUGCACUGAUGCUCUGUUGUUACUGACAUUACCACUGCUAUUCUGACUCUUUCUUACCCAUACGUUCAUCCCUUCACUCAGAGCAGAACAAACUCCUGUCAGCCUCACAGACGUCAUAAUGAAGGCUGUACUACGGACACUUUAAUGAUGCGUGUAACAUGUAGAAACACCAAACACUGGAGCCUCUGCUGGCGUCCUGCUGCCUGUUUCCUCCUCCUGAUUGGCCUUUCCUUUCACCACACGUCCUUCUGCUUCCUCCCAUUCUUUACUCUGUGUGGAGAAUGAAAAUGGAAAGUUUCAACAGAACACUGAGUUUAUUCGGUGUUCUCUCAGUCGCAGUAAAUGUGGAACGUCACAGUCAUCGUCACAGAUAGAUCAGAACGUUUCCAGGAGAAGCUUCAUAGCUCAGACCUGGUUGAAGCUCUACGUCAGUGCUGAUUCAGUCCACAGGAGACGUCGGAGGCGGGCAAACUGGAUCUGCAGCUCAUUUCUCUGCUGCUUGUUUCCUUCAGACCAACAUGGCUGAAACCCACAGAGUGGCAGCGGAGGGCAGGAAGAGGUGGAGUUUUCCACAGAGGACUGGCUCUGACCAAAACAAACCGAGUUCCUGCUCUACCGACCGAGCUGCUGAGAGAAAACUGGCUGUUCCCUUCAGAGGUCACAUCACAGAUGGGAUGCGUCCGGGCAAAAAGGUUGUGGUGGUGGGCAUCGUGGACCCUCGUCCUGACAGGUUCUACGUGGCCCUGACAUGUGGCUGUGGGACGUCCAGGGAGCCUCCGCCUGACGUGGCUCUGGAGCUGUGUGUUCGGUUCAGGGACCGGCAGAUCCUGAGGAGAGCCUGUGUGUCUGGAUCAUGGGGAGACGCCGACAGAACCGUUCCUUUCUUCCCCUUCAUCAGAGACCAGCCAUUCAAGAUUGAGAUCCACUGUGAACAAAGCAGGUUUCGUGUGUUUGUGGACGGACAGCAGCUGUUUGACUUUUACCACAGACUGACGUCACUCAGCGACAUCGACACGCUGUGGAUCAAAGGCAGCAUCAGCCUCACUAAGCUGGCCUGAACAGAGGAGCUGACCGCUGAAUGAGGAUCUCAGCUUCAUGGCACAAGAGCUGCCAGAACUCACGAUGUCUGAACACCGCCCGUGUUCAACCUUCUGUUAUACUAUAAUCAUGAUCUAAAGCUGGAAACAGGAUUCACAAAUGUAUAAUUUAUGACAGAAGUGAGUACACCCCUUUGCAAUAUCACCUAAUACUUCCAAACCGUAGCACCUGUCUAAGUUAGUGAACAGAAUUAAAAGCGCAGAGCCUAAAGGAGAAACUAAAUGUGACCAAAGUGGGAUCACUGACACACAAGUUAGCAAAGCUGUGAUGACUUAACCCUCGUGUCGUCCUGCAGGUCAAAACUGACCCGUUUCAAAGUUGGAAAAUGUGGAGAAAAAAAAAUUCACAGUGCAACUUCUGAUGUCCACAUUUUCAACAUUUUUGGGAGAUUUUUUUUUAACAUUUUUUGGUGGAAAAAUGUUUCUUUUUUAAAAAUCAAAAUCCAGCGAAUUUUUCUGGAUUUUGGUUGAUUUUUCUGAAUGUUCUUAAAGAAAAUAUUAGAAGUUUUACUGAUUUAUAUGGAAUCACUUUAGAUAUUUUUAGGAUUUUUUGGAAGAUUUUUACAAAUUUAAAAAAAAUAUUUAUAUGAGAUAUGAGCAGAUAUGAUGCUAAAUAUGUGACGACUACCUCAGUUCAUGUAGCUGCAGUCCAUUUGUUUAUGAAAAAUGAUUCUAUCUUUCCUGUUUAGGCCUUUUUCUGCCUCUUUUGUGUCUUUACCAACAUUAUUUAUGUCACAUUUUGUCACUGGAUCAGUACUAUUGUGACUUGUUUGUAUAUUUUUCAUCUCAAAGCAAUUUAACAGUUUAUUUUCAUCACCUUUCAAAAUGGUCAAAUCUCUCUAAUGAAAAUUUAAUUUCGUUUGAAG
Messenger RNA from Acanthochromis polyacanthus (spiny chromis), 2038 nucleotides. RefSeq names its product galectin-related protein-like. The record is from RefSeq and is a predicted model, not a curated record. Gene Ontology annotation, molecular function: carbohydrate binding. The transcript is spliced from 6 exons. Lineage: Eukaryota; Metazoa; Chordata; Actinopteri; Pomacentridae. The coding region runs from base 594 to 1133 and encodes 179 amino acids.